UUAUAUCUAUCUAUCCAAGCCACCAAACACUACUAAGCUAUAAACUAUAUACAUAGGAGUGUACUCUAGUCAUGGCUCUUUUUCUCAACUUCCACUUGCUUUUCAUUGCCUAUAUAGCUCUCAUUUCUAUUCUUAUGAACUCAUGUUCUUGCUUCAAUCCCAAGCGCUUUAAUGUCUCAAAGUACCAAUCUUAUUCUGACUGGUCCCCUGCUGGUGCAACCUGGUAUGGAAGCUCCACUGGUGCUGGGUCCGAUGGUGGGGCAUGUGGAUAUCAAAAUGCAGUGGAUCAACCACCAUUCUCUUCUUUGAUAUCAGCUGGUGGCCCUUCUCUAUAUAAAUCAGGCAAAGGCUGUGGAGCAUGUUAUCAGGUGAAAUGCACAGACAAUGCAGCUUGCUCCGGUAAUCCGGUGACGGUAGUAAUAACAGAUGAGUGUCCCGGUUGUGUCUCGGAAUCUACUCAUUUUGAUUUAAGUGGCACUGCUUUUGGAGCCAUGGCGGUUUCUGGCCAAGCUGAUCAAUUGCGCAAUGCCGGAAUCUUACAAAUACAAUAUAAAAGAGUCCAGUGCAACUAUCCUGGAGUAUCGGUGACCUUUCACGUGGAUGCUGGUUCCAACCCUAACUACUUUGCUGCUUUGAUCGAGUACGAAGACGGAGAUGGAGCACUUUCUGGAGUUGAUCUCAAACAAGCUUUAGACUCGAACUCCUGGCUUUCCAUGCAAGAAUCUUGGGGUGCUGUUUGGAAACUCAACUCAGGGUCUACUUUGCAAGCUCCAUUCUCAAUAAAGCUCACUGGGGAGUCUGGGAAGACAAUUGUGGCCAAUAAUGUAAUUCUGCUAGGGAUCUUUGGUUGGCAGCCAGGAAAAAGCUACAGAUCAGUUGUCAAUUUUAAGGUCUGAUGGGAAAAUUUGUAGUUGAUCACUGUAGAAGAUGGUCUACAAAGUCUACAUAAUAGACUUCGGUUUGGCUUGUAAUACUCUAUGAAUAAAAUAGAGUUAGCCCAUGUAGAAAAAUGUGGCUGGCCUUUUCUUUAAUCUAAUUAUUCUCCCUUCA
Messenger RNA from Camellia sinensis, 1050 nucleotides. Lineage: Eukaryota; Viridiplantae; Streptophyta; Magnoliopsida; Ericales; Theaceae. The record is from RefSeq and is a predicted model, not a curated record.